Molecule: messenger RNA, 1919 nt
Organism: Fragaria vesca subsp. vesca
Lineage: Eukaryota; Viridiplantae; Streptophyta; Magnoliopsida; Rosales; Rosaceae
Exons: 6
Coding region: 1-1602 (533 amino acids)
Biological process (GO): nucleocytoplasmic transport
Cellular component (GO): nuclear pore
Molecular function (GO): structural constituent of nuclear pore
Source: RefSeq, a predicted model, not a curated record
AUGUCGUUUCCGUUAUUCUCGUCGGCGCAACCGCAGCAAACGCCUCAGCAGCCGCAAUCCUCCUCCCUGUUCGGAAUCCCGAACCCCUUCCAGCAGCAAUCCCCAAGCCCCUUCCAAUCUUCGCCGAGCCUCUUCCAGCAAUCUCAGCCGUCGCCGAGCCCCUUCCAGCAAAGCUCCUCCUUAUUCUCUCAGCCCCAGCAGCAGCAACAGCAACAGCAGUCGCUGUUUCAGCCGCAGCAGCAGCAGUUUCAGCCUCAGUCGUCGCCGCUUCAGUUUCAGCCUCAGCCUCAGCCUCAGCCUCAGCAGCAGCAGCAGCAGCAGCAACAGCCGCAGCAGCAGUUGUUUUUGUUUACUAAUGACAAGGCUCCGGCGAGCUACGGCACCAAGUGGAGCGAUUUGCACCCCGAUUCGCAGAAGAUUCUGUUCCAGAUUGAGGAGCACAUACUGGGGUACAGGGACGAGAGCCAGAGGCUGGAUCAGUGUAGUCGGCUGUAUGAUUCGUCAGUUUCCAAUGACGGGUUUGAGCAGGAUGCAAGUCGUAUCGUUCAGGAGCUUGGGGGAAUAGGUACUGCCAUGGACCGUCAGAAAGCUCUGCUGCAGGAGCUGAUGGCUACUGUAAAAGAGAUGUUAAGGAACAGUGAGAUUGCUGUUCGCUCUUUCAUGAUGCUACGUCCAAGAUUUCUUCGUCCAAAUGCAGGAGGUACUUCAAAUGGCACUGCACCUUCACAGACUCCUGGAGCAACAGUAACACCUGGCUCAACUAGUCAACCAACUACUAGUUCUAUAGUUCCAGUUUUUGACUUCUAUAAUGGAGUUCCAAGGAAACCAUCCCCCUUCUUACAGCACACGAUUGCAAGAUUUGAGAAGUAUCUCGGUGAGUGCCGCCAAUGGAUUGAAGAAAUCGAGCAGCUCCUUUUAAAUUCAGAGAGGAACUAUACCAAUGAUGGCUCCUCUUUGUUGCAAUCUCUUCCAAAAGUCAUGUCAAAUGUGCACGACUUUUUUGUUCACGUGGCUGCUAAGGUGGAGAGUAUUCAUCAGUACAUUGUAUCAAUGAAAGCAGCUUAUCUUGCUAACCAGCGUCGCUUAGGGGAUUCCAAUGACCCAUUUCUUGAGGCUGAUAGGAGGGAAACAGCAAGGCAAGAAGCUGCUGCUAAGAGAGUGCAUCCAACUUUGCAUUUACCUGCAAUUUCACAACCAUCAACACAAGUGGCUGGAUUGUUGACUAGCUCAGGAACUCAAGCGGCAUCAACAGCAUCAACGGCUCCACAGACAUCUGCAGCUACUGCAGCAGCUUCAUCUGGGAGUGCAUUUUCACUUUUCAGUACACCUUCCGCCCCAUCUUCUUCUUCCAUGACUUCAUCUUUGUUUGCAACACCAACCACUCCUGCUCCAGUAUCUUCUCUUUUUGGACCAUCAUCUGCUACGCCGCAGACGACUGCUUCUCUGCUAGGAAAUACUGCUCCUGCCUUGGGUUCUACUACUCCUGUGGGAGGUUCAUUAUUUUCUACUCCAUUUGCUUCUGGUCCUGCAACAUCAUUUGGGUCUAGCUUUGGGGCUACAACGAAAUCAACAAAGCCGAAAACUCGGUCUGGCCGACGUUAGUUGCAGUGGUAUAACCGUUUCAGGCCACUAGCUCAUUUUCAGAAAGUAUCUGUGUUUUCAAGGGUCAAGGAGUGUGGUCUUUGCUCAUUAGGUUUGUUUGCUGGGAAGUGAAUUGAUCUCCCAGAGUUUUCCACCGAAUCUUGUACUGCCUCCUCAGCUCAAAGUGUACUGUAAUGUUGCGAUGAGAUGUCGAAACAUCCAUGUCACUGUAACAUUAGUAUAGGAUUUAGAUCAGAUUUUUUCGAAUGUGUUCACUAGAGAAAGUGUAGAAUAUUUGUCUAAGCAUCGGGAGCUUCAAAUAAGAAAAUGUCAAAGUU